This is a messenger RNA of Gloeophyllum trabeum ATCC 11539, 537 nucleotides long. RefSeq lists its product as uncharacterized. Lineage: Eukaryota; Fungi; Basidiomycota; Agaricomycetes; Gloeophyllales; Gloeophyllaceae. Bases 1 to 537 code for a protein of 178 amino acids. The record is from RefSeq and is a predicted model, not a curated record. The transcript has 2 exons.
AUGGCUUCACAUCCUACCAGCGAACGGCUCACUUUCGAGAGGCGCGAUGGCCGGCUCGGACCUGCUAUAGGGAUGCAUACGGCAUUUUCCGGGCUGCCCGCCACAUUUACAGGCAGCACCGGCACAAAGCACCGUGGCGAACAUCCGAGGCUGGUCUCCCCACGGGCCUACCUGUCCUCCCCGAUUUCUGCAAGGAAACGGGACGUUGGGCUACAGUCGCAAAUCGGCGCUAGCUUCAGAAUCCUCGAAUCAGAUAUCUCAGGAAAUACCGAGGGCAGGGAUCCAGUCGCCGCACUGGAAGUGUACAAGUGGCCACAGGAGUUUGACCUGUCCUAUGACUAUUGCUUCGACCUCGUACUUUUGAGGCUACGAUCCUCCCUCAUCGACUCGAGUGGAGAUACAGAUUUGGCGGACCAUAGUUCAAUUCUGGCCAAGUACAUCGACCCUGUUCUAAACUUCGUGAAUCGGGACAUAUUUGACCCACAUGGUGCGAACGGACCGCUGAUAUACAGAGAAGUGCAGACUGGUAUAGGAUAA